Molecule: messenger RNA, 837 nt
Organism: Tarenaya hassleriana
Lineage: Eukaryota; Viridiplantae; Streptophyta; Magnoliopsida; Brassicales; Cleomaceae
Product: ras-related protein RABA2a-like
Exons: 2
Coding region: 60-719 (219 amino acids)
Cellular component (GO): endosome
Molecular function (GO): GTPase activity; GTP binding
Source: RefSeq, a predicted model, not a curated record
AUAUAUAUAUAUAUACGCACACACUCUUUUCCUGGCUUCUCUCUGUAAAGCGAUAAGCGAUGGCGAGAAGACCGGACGAAGAGUACGAUUACUUGUUCAAAGUGGUUCUGAUCGGUGAUUCAGGUGUCGGAAAGUCCAAUCUCCUCUCUCGAUUCACCCGCAACGAGUUCUGUUUGGACUCCAAAUCCACCAUCGGUGUCGAGUUCGCAACUCGCACUCUCCAGGUCGAGGGAAGGACCGUGAAAGCUCAGAUAUGGGACACAGCAGGUCAAGAGCGAUACAGAGCCAUAACGAACGCUUAUUACAGAGGCUCUCUUGGAGCUCUCGUGGUCUACGACGUCACAAAACCGAAAACCUUUGAGAAUGUCAGCCGAUGGCUCAAAGAACUCAGAAACCACUCGGGUUCGAACAGCGUGAUCAUGCUGAUUGGGAACAAAACCGAUCUGAAACAUCUCAGGGCCGUAACCACGGAGGAUGCUCAGAGGUAUGCGGAGAAAGAAGGCUUGUCUUUGGUCGAGACAUCGGCCCUCGAAGCAACAAACGUCGAGAAGGCUUUCCAGACGAUUCUCUCGGAGAUUUACAGGAUCAUGAGCAAGAAAUCGAUAUCGUCGGAUCAGACAGCUGCAGAAGCUGUCUCCAAUGUCAAGGAAGGGCAAACCAUCGAUGUCUCUGCUUCUUCUGAAGCAAAACUCAAGAAGCCUUGUUGUUCAUCGUCUUGAAAACAUAGGUUAGGUUAGCUCUCUCCCUCUCUAUAAUACCAAUCAUCAUAUCAAUCUUCGUUUUCAUACAGUGUACUUUUCUCACAUUGACAAUGGGUAUGAUCCCUCGUUAAAAAGA